Brassica rapa (field mustard) is the source of this 423-nucleotide messenger RNA. RefSeq lists its product as uncharacterized. Lineage: Eukaryota; Viridiplantae; Streptophyta; Magnoliopsida; Brassicales; Brassicaceae. The record is from RefSeq and is a predicted model, not a curated record.
AUGGAUCUUGUUUCUCUAUGGAGUCAAGGCGUGGACACAAAAUGUGUUCUAUGCAAGAACUCUUCAGAAUCCAGGAACCACCUUUUCUUCGAGUGCUCCUUCUCAGCUCAAGUUUGGGCGCAUCUUGUCAAAGGUAUACUGCAGAACUUGUUCACUGCAGAAUGGUCUGAUAUUGAGAUUCUGCUCGUUGAUCGGAACCGGGAGAGAUACCAGCUGUUCUGCGUCCGUUAUGCCUUCCAAGCCGCUGUCUACGCGUUGUGGAGAGAACGUAAUAGGCGCAGGCAUGGAGAACCACCAUUACCCUCUCAAGCUCUGAUGAAGCUCGUCCAUAAAGGUAUCCGAAACAAACUCAGCUUGAUGAAGUUACAAGAUGGAAAGAGAUUUGAUGGCAUUUUGCAGUAUUGGUUUGCCACAAGAUUGUAA